UACAUCCUGCCGCCGGCCAAGCCGCCCCAGAUGAACGCGACUCCGGAAUAUAAGGAUGUUUGGGCCACCGUCCUCUACGUCAUCUGCUCUCUUGCCUACAUCUACGCCAUUUACAGAGGCUUUCCAGCAUUCUUGUCAAACAACUCGUUUGCGCCAAGCAACUUCUACAGCAACAACUCGGGUCCGGCAACCUUGAUCGCGGCCAUCUAUCCAAUCCUCGUGUUCAUUGCCUCGUCGACCCUGCUGGGGCUUUUGUGGUUCCUGUUGAUGCAAAGUUACCCGCGCCAAAUGAUCAAGCUCUCGUACUGGUCCUGGUGUGGCUUGGCAAUCGUGGCCGGGGUCUUGUUCCUGAUUGGCGGCUCGAUUGCCCCCGGCGUUAUCUUUAUCGUGUUUGGUCUCCUGUAUGCCUGGGCAUACGUGGCGAUUCGAUCCAAGAUCCCGUUUGCCUCGGUCAUGCUGGAACUGGCCGCCAGUAUCACACGACAGUUCCCAGCCAUGAUCUUCUCUGGCUUUGUUGGCAUGAUCAUCAGCAUCAUCUACCAAAUCGUGUGGUUCAUCACCCUCUAUGGGCUGAUCAUCCUCAUUCUCCAGAACUACCCUCCCAUCAACCAGCCUGACGGAACCCAAGUCAUGAACCCACAUGCCACAGGCUAUAUGAUCGCUUCCUUUGUCACGCUUUUGUUUAUGCUCUUCUGGACGCACGAGAUCAUCAAAAACACUAUUCAUGUCACCUGUGCUGGCCUCUACGCAACGGUGUACUUCACCGGCACUCAAGAGGGCGACUCGCUUCGCUUCAUCGUUCCCGUCACCAACCCCACGGCCAAGGCUGCUCGUCGAGCCCUGACCACCAGUUUCGGAUCCAUUUGCUUCGGCUCGCUCCUGAUUGCCAUCCUGGAUCUACUCCGCUAUCUCGCACGAUCUUCGAAGAGCGGCGCCGCACGGGACGGCAACUUUAUGCUGAUGCUGAUCUGCUGCUGUCUUGAGUGUCUGCUCACCUGCAUUCGAGACAUUCUGGAGUAUUUCAACUUGUACGCCUUUACCCAAGUCGCCAUGUAUGGCAAGGACUACUGCGAUGCUGGAAAGUCGACGAUGGCUUUGAUCAAGGACCGCGGACUCCAGGCGGUCAUCAACGACAACCUGAUUCACAACGUCAUCACCAUCGGCGGCGUCAUCGUCGGCCUCAUCGGCGCUGCCCUGGGCUUCUUGAUCAUCUACUUGGACGGCAACGACUUUGCCUACAACAGCUCCACGAUCGCAACGUACUGCGUCCUUGGUUUCGUCGUCAACAUCAACUGCUUCUACGUGAUGAUGAGCGUGAUCAUCUCGGGUGUAGCCACCACCUUUGUGUGUAUUGCCGAGGAUCCGGGCACGAUGCAGCGCCUGAAGCCUGAACUGUUCGAGCGCAUGGCAGAGUCGUGGCCCGGCAUCAACUGGGGCAUUCAUCAGCCUGUUUCGAUGUGAACGAGGGCAAGCUGGCACAUUGGGACAGCAGAGUUGGCGACCAAGGGCAAGGACAAGGAUAAGCUCAAGGUCAGGGCCGUGCAUAGGACCGAGGUCGAGGAUACGAGCGAGAUCAGGGUCCAAUGAGAUGUUUGCUUUGGCGGUAUCCCACAGUUUGUGAGGAUUUCAUCGAUACAAUGGAUAGAGGGCGAGUGGUUCAUGUGUCUGCUGUGGAAGUGGCACUUGGUUUGUGGGUGUGUGUUGGGUAUCUGCUGGAGUUUGUCGAUCGAGCAGCAAUGUGUGUUUUGUGGACUGGACUCGACUCGAUUUCCAGUUUCGCUUCUCUUUCUAGUUCAACCUCUUCCUCCACCAGGCCUCUGUUUUCAGGCUAUGGUGCAUUCGUGUUGUUGGCAUUCUUUGGUAAAGCAAUACAGCGGAACAGGAC
This is a messenger RNA of Polychytrium aggregatum, 1885 nucleotides long. RefSeq names its product plasma-membrane choline transporter-domain-containing protein. The transcript is spliced from 7 exons. Gene Ontology annotation, molecular function: transmembrane transporter activity. Gene Ontology annotation, cellular component: plasma membrane. The coding region runs from base 31 to 1461 and encodes 476 amino acids. The record is from RefSeq and is a predicted model, not a curated record. Lineage: Eukaryota; Fungi; Chytridiomycota; Chytridiomycetes; Polychytriales. Gene Ontology annotation, biological process: transmembrane transport.